This is a messenger RNA of Lasiosphaeria miniovina, 3417 nucleotides long. Its product is annotated as SNF2 family N-terminal domain-containing protein. Gene Ontology annotation, cellular component: nucleus. The transcript is spliced from 2 exons. Gene Ontology annotation, molecular function: ATP-dependent chromatin remodeler activity; ATP binding. Lineage: Eukaryota; Fungi; Ascomycota; Sordariomycetes; Sordariales; Lasiosphaeriaceae. The coding region runs from base 1 to 3417 and encodes 1138 amino acids. Gene Ontology annotation, biological process: transcription-coupled nucleotide-excision repair. The record is from RefSeq and is a predicted model, not a curated record.
AUGGACGGCGCUGGGGAAUUUGACGAAGCGUCUGCGCUUAAGAACCUUACCGAAAAUGUCCGCAACCAGGACGAUCUCGAACGCGACAUCACCGAGCAGGCAAAUCGCGCCUUGAUUGAAGUCGAGGAUAAGAGAGAUCGAAAACGUAUCGAGAAAGCCGAGCUAUCUAAGUUGAGGCUCGAGAACCAGCGUCGAACCCAGCAGCAGAAACUUCAGGCCGCAACUGGCGGCUCGACAGCAAGAUUGCGGACACAGCAGGAGAUUACGCGAAUAGAGGCCGAGAUUCAGAUUUACAGCACGGACAUCUCAGACUUCAAUAGUCGCAUCGAGCAGCGCAACCGACAGAGCAAGACCGACAAUACGUCGUCGACUACCGGAAGGAAACUGUCCAAUGAGAGCCAGCGCGAGUAUCUCAUUCGGACUGGCAAGAUUACCCCUUUCGCAAAAAUUGGCGGACCCCGACCCGAUGGCAUCCAAGGAGACCUCGCCAAUGCGAUAAUUGACGCAGAAGAUGAGGCUGUGGCCGAGGAGAUUGAAGAGCAGGGUGCCGACGGGCCGCGGUCGCACCAAAAUCUGAGGCUCCCCGGGUUUGCCGAGGAGAACGACUAUACCGGUGGCGUAGCCGAAGACGAAUUCUCCCUACGCCCGAGGAAGAAACGCCGUGUGCAACAGGAUGCCGCUUCCUUAGACGAGUUUGCGCCGAACCAGUCGACCUCUGAAGCAGCCACUCCUGCAUCUUAUGCGUCUGACAUCUCCGACGAAGUGGACAUGACUGACAUGAGGCCCAAGGUCAAAUCUAAAAAGGGAACAACCAAGGAGAGCGAGGACAAGAUCGAUCUCAGCGGCAUUGAUGACGGUAGCGAAACUGUCUACCAGAGUAGACUAAAGGAUUGGACGGACAGGAGGAGUCGGGCGAGACGGCGCCGACAGGAAGCCUUGGGGCAGCCGAUCGGCGAUGCGGCAGACGGAGUUGAUGAGUGGCUCAAGCCCUCUCCCGACGAGGCCGACCACGAGUUCGAGAACGGGCUGAAGCUUCCGGGCGAUAUAUAUCCAUCACUUUUCGAUUACCAAAAGACUGGCGUACAAUGGCUUGCAGAGCUGUAUGCGCAACAAGUUGGCGGCAUUGUCGGCGACGAAAUGGGACUGGGCAAGACAGUCCAGCUUAUAUCCUUCGUGGCCGCCUUACAUCACAGUAACAUUCUCAACAAGCCUACCAUUGUUGUUGCGCCUGCCACCGUCUUACGGCAGUGGGUCAACGAGUUUCACCGUUGGUGGCCGCCUCUCAGAGUCUCGAUUUUGCACUCGUCCGGCAGCGGUAUGUUCAAUGUGCGGAACGAGGGAGAGAUCGAGGACCAGGAUGAUGUGUGGGACAAGAAAAAGCCGAGCAAGUCAAGCAAGGCGGCAAAGAAGAUCGUCGACAGAGUGGUCAAGCACGGCCACGUCUUGGUCACCACCUAUGCGGGCCUCCAGACCUACAGCGACGUUUUGAUACCUGUUGACUGGGGCUAUGCCGUCCUAGAUGAGGGCCACAAGAUUCGGAACCCGAACACGGCCAUCACCAUCUAUUGCAAGGAGCUCCGAACACCCAAUCGGAUGAUCCUCUCCGGGACCCCGAUGCAGAAUAACUUGACCGAGCUCUGGUCUUUGUUCGAUUUUAUAUACCCCAUGCGCCUCGGUACUCUUGUUGCCUUCCGGAAUCAAUUCGAGAUUCCAAUCAGGCUGGGGGGUUAUGCGAAUGCAACGAACCUCCAGAUCAUGACUGCGCAGAAAUGCGCCGAGACACUCAAGGAGACAAUUAGUCCCUAUCUCCUUCAGCGCUUGAAGGUCGACGUGGCUGCUGACUUGCCCAAGAAGAGUGAGCAGGUGCUGUUCUGCAAGCUAUCCAAGCAGCAGCGAGAGGCCUACGAGCUGUUCUUGAAAUCGGACGACAUGGCCUCAAUCCUCAGCAGAAGCCGUCAGUCUCUUUAUGGUAUUGACAUUUUGCGCAAGAUUUGCAACCAUCCAGACCUACUUGACCCUAGGCUCAAGACCAAACCGGGCUACUUGUGGGGUAGUGCUAACAAGUCUGGGAAGAUGGCAGUUGUGAAGUCGCUGCUGCCCAUGUGGAAGCGCCUUGGCCAUAAGACAUUACUCUUCUGCCAAGGUGUCCAGAUGCUGGAUGUUCUGGAGGCCUUUAUUAGGCGGCAAGACGGCAUCAGCUAUAUACGCAUGGAUGGCAAAACACCAGUCAAGCAGCGGCAGACACUGGUCGACCAGUUCAACAACGACCCUGAUCUCGAUGUGUUCUUACUUACCACAAAGGUGGGCGGGCUCGGUGUCAACCUGACUGGAGCCAAUCGCGUCAUCAUUUUUGACCCCGAUUGGAACCCUUCUACGGACGUACAGGCAAGAGAGCGGGCUUGGCGCCUGGGUCAGAAGAAGGAGGUGACCAUCUAUCGGCUGAUGACUGCUGGCACAAUUGAGGAGAAAAUCUAUCAUCGCCAGAUCUUCAAGCAGUUUCUGUCAAACAAGGUACUGAAGGACCCCAAACAACAAACAAAUUUCAAUCUGCAUGAUUUGCACGAUCUGUUUACCCUCAGUUCGUACGAAGAUGGCACUACUGAAACGGGCGAACUCUUCAAAGGAAGCGAGGUCAAGAGCUUCAAGCCAGUUGAGCCUAGGGAGCUCAUCUUGCCUAGUCAUGACGCUACUCCUUUCAGGGCGCCGCCAGUCAGCGUUGCAAAGGGUGGCGAGCGCGGUGGCAACGGCAACGAGGAAGGCGAGCUUCGCAACAUUGAUGGAGUCGCCGGGCUAGAAACGUUCCAAGACGAAAAAGCUCCGCCCGCAAACGAGGAAGAUCGACUAAUGGAAGGCAUCUUUGCGCGGUCUGGGGUGCACAGUGCCCUGGAGCAUGAUGAAAUAAUGAAUGGCAAACGGUCUGUCAAGGCAGAUCGCAAGAUGCUUCAGCUUGAGGCCAAUCGCAUCGCUGCACAAGCGGCACUGGGUCUUCGCCGCGCCGGCGAAGCGGCCCGCAAUGUGCCAAUCGGUACUGUGACGUGGACAGGAGAGUUUGGAGAGGCUGGCCGUCCUGUCAACAUCCGCCGUGGACGCGCUGGUCCCAGCUCGGCGGGCAUCCUCGCCGGUAUUGAGAAUCGUCAAGCCUUGAGCAUACCAAGCGCAGGUAGCUCAAGGUCGGGAACGCCGAGUGCUGCGGACCGCAACUUGAAGGCGAAGGAUUUUGAGAAGAUGGUCCCCGCAUUCAUCAAGAGGCAUGGCGGCCAGGUACCAUCGAAGCUGCUGGUUGACCACUUCAACCACUACUGCGCCGGUGCGAAGCAGGCAGAGGAGUUCAAGACGGCUUUGGCCAAGGUGGCUAAGAUGGACAAGCGCGGAUCAAGCAUGCGGGCCAUCUGGACUCUGAGGUCCGAGUAUCAGUGA